Rotaria sp. Silwood1 is the source of this 1188-nucleotide messenger RNA. NCBI's taxonomy places the organism in Eukaryota, Metazoa, Rotifera, Eurotatoria, Philodinida, Philodinidae. The record is from the annotation of a GenBank genome assembly.
AUGCACCAAGAUGUAUUGAGUAGUCGAGUUCAGUCAUAUGAUGGCAUACCAGCAUGGUUAUAUGAUAAGUUUCCAGCUCCAGCGCAUGCAUAUCCUUGGCCAUUGAACUCGGCACCACCAGUUGGAGAUUGGUUCUUUGGGUAUAUAACAGAAGCAUGUUCGCAUGGAUUUCAAUGUUUGUAUGACAAUGUGUCAGGUGCUGUAGAAUCAAUGAGCAAAUUCUGGCGAUUAGUGGCUAAAACGUUUGGAGGAUAUUCAAAUGUGCUAGGAUACGAAUUGAUUAAUGAACCUUGGGCUGGAAACUACAUUGCCAACCCAUUUUUGAUAUUGCCUGGUAUCGCGGGUUCGACGAAUUUGCAACCACUCUAUGAUAAAUUAGCUAAAGCUAUUCGAUCAGUAGACAAAAAGACGUUGAUUUUCUAUGAACCAGUAACAUGGGGAGUUCGAUUGAAUGGUAAAUACGUUGGUACAGGAUUUACUCAUGUACCAGGUGGUGACUCCUAUCGUGACCGCAGUGUUUUGUCCUAUCAUUAUUAUUGCAUUGUCUUGUCACUCGAUCCCGUUCCAGGCAAUGGUACCAUACCUAUUUUUGAACGUGUUCUCUGUGAUGAUAUCGAAGGACCGGCUGUCUUUGAAUCUGUUCGAGUUGAUCUCCUUCGGUUAGGUGGCUCAGCAUUUCUGACUGAAUUCGGUGGAUGUGAUGACUCACCCACAUGCGACGAACAACUUCGGUGGGCUCUAGGUGCAGCGGAUGAAUUUUAUCAAUCGUGGGCCUAUUGGGGGGCUGUUCGCGAUCAAAAAACUACCAUCGAUCGGCUGGCACGAGUGCUUACUUUUGAUGCAUUCGAUAUCAAUAAGGAUGGUACAGUAAGCUUUGAUGAAUUUCUUAUAGCCUAUUCAGCUGCAAGAAAUGGUAACCUUGAUGAUCGUCUUGAUCUUGUUUUUCGUGUAUAUGAUAUUUCGGAUGAUGGAUUUAUUGAUGAAGAAGAAUUAACAAAAUUGAUUGUUGCUUUGUAUGAUCUUGUUGGUAAAACUAAUCGUAAAGGUGAUCAUGAUCCAAAAAGGCGUGCCGCACAGAUUAUGGCAAAACUGGAUGCUAAUGGUGAUAAAAAAUUAACGAAAGCAGAAUUCGUUAGCGGAUGUAAAGCUGAUCCAUUUCUUCGACGAUUACUUGAUCCGAACAGCUAA